Molecule: messenger RNA, 2825 nt
Organism: Exaiptasia diaphana
Lineage: Eukaryota; Metazoa; Cnidaria; Anthozoa; Actiniaria; Aiptasiidae
Product: ATP-binding cassette sub-family D member 2
Exons: 9
Coding region: 15-2405 (796 amino acids)
Biological process (GO): peroxisome organization; very long-chain fatty acid catabolic process; long-chain fatty acid import into peroxisome
Cellular component (GO): peroxisomal membrane
Molecular function (GO): ABC-type transporter activity; ATP hydrolysis activity; ATP binding
Source: RefSeq, a predicted model, not a curated record
AACAGACAUGAAAUAUGUGCAGAUCUGAAACUUCAUCUGAAUUCUUCAGGAGGUUUGAAAGAUGGGUUUUUCCACUAGCAGGAAGGCCGCAUAACACCAUCAAGACGGCCGCCAUCUUUGUUUACAACAAUAGUAGCCGAGCCUUGUGGAGUCACGUGCAUGGUUUGCGCAAGGCAAAGGAUCAUCGCGUGAAGUAUGGCGGACAACAGGUGAUUUCCAUACUGUACUCAAGGGAAGAAAGAGGAAAAAUGCCGGUUUUAUCGAAACCGUACGUUAAGCUAGCUGGUGCAACAGCCCUAGUUGCAAGCACUGCAUUUGUUGUAAAGGAAUAUGGACCACAUCUAUGYGCUAAGGUCAAGUCAAAGUUCUUGUCAUCAACAGGRGAAGAGAUGGCAAUUCGCCCAUCUGAUGCCGGCGGCAAAUUAAAAAGCAGCUUUGCUCUGAACAAGGAAUUCUUGAGCCAGUUACUCAAGCUACUAAAGAUUGUUAUCCCUGGUUUAUUUAGCAAGCAAUGUGUUCUCUUGUUUUUCCAUUCUGGUUGYUUAGURAUACGUACUUUCUUGUCAAUUUACGUGGCGACUUUGGAUGGACAAGUUAUUAAGUCUAUUGUACAAAAAAAUGUACGYAAGUUUGCUCUCCAUUUGAUGAAGUGGAUUAUCGUAGCAAUCCCUGCUACAUUUAUCAACAGUAUGAUACGAUACCUUGAGAAUAAACUUGCUCUUUCGUUUCGCACUGAAUUGGUAAACUUCGCCUACAAGAAGUACUUCGCWAAUCAAACGUAUUACAGAGUUUGUAAUCUUGACAGUCGACUGGCCAAUGCUGACGAAUGUCUAACUGAAGAUAUUAGAAUGUUCUGUAGUUCAAUAGCUCAUCUUUAUUCCCAUCUAACCAAGCCRUGUCUUGAUGUGAUUGUUAUAGUGUGGACGUUGAAUAAGAUGGCUAAGAAAAGAGGAUCGUCUUGGCAUCUGCCUCUUACCAUUGCAGGUGUUGUGAUUUAUGUGACAGCUAUCACUUUGCGUGCACUUUCUCCCAAGUUUGGUAAGAUGGCAGCUGAGGAAUCCAAGCGAAGGGGUCAAUUGCGUCAUCUUCAUUCAAGGGUCAUCACAAAUGCUGAGGAAGUGGCUUUCUACAGUGGCCAUAGGGUUGAACUUGCACUACUCUUGGAUGGAUUUAAAUCCCUAGCCAAACAGAUGGAACUGAUUUACUUUAAGCGUCUUUGGUAUAUUAUGCUAGAACAAUUUCUUAUGAAGUAUGUCUGGAGUGCUGCUGGUCUGUGUAUGGUUGCCACUAGUAUUCUUUUGGGUUCUGGUUCUCCAGAAGAGCAAGCAACAUUAGGAGARGAUAAUGGUGUUAGUGCAAGAGCACAGUCUAUAACUACAUCAAGACAUCUGCUUAUCUCUGCUGCUGAUGCCAUUGAAMGAAUCAUGUCUUCAUAUAAAGAGAUAACAGAGCUAAGUGGCUACUCUCACAGAGUCUCUGAGAUGUUGGYUAUAUUUGAGGAUUUAGAAAAGGGUCAUUGCAAGCGCAUUGCUGAUAAACCAGACAAAAAUACAAUUGCAGUGAGUGGAGGCAAAGCUGGCGAUGUUGUACAACUUGAUCAACUACCAGGCGGKGAUGUUACUGAUACUGAUGGUGACAUUGUUCUCAAAGAUGUUGCAAUAAUCACUCCAUGUGGAGAUAUUGUGGUUACUAAUCUGACAUUUCAGUUGCAGCCAGGUAUGCAUUUGCUGAUCACAGGCCCCAAUGGGUGUGGCAAGAGCUCCUUAUUCCGUAUAUUAAGUGGUCUGUGGCCAGUGUAUAUGGGUCAUCUAGCCAAGCCGCCACCAAGUCACAUGUUCUAUAUUCCACAAAGGCCAUAUAUGGCAAUAGGUUCACUGCUUGACCAGGUCAUAUACCCUGACAGUGUGUGUGACAUGAAGAGCAAAGGCAUCACAUACGACGACCUGGAGAAAAUUCUUUCUACAGUACACUUGCAACAUGUUGUUAAGAGAGAAGGAGGUUGGAGUACUGUGAAAGAGUGGAAGGAUGUCUUUUCUGGAGGAGAAAAACAGAGAAUGGGAAUGGCAAGAUUGUUCUACCACAGGCCCCAGUUUGCUCUGCUUGAUGAGUGCACCAGCGCUGUGAGUAUUGAUGUUGAAGGCAGUAUAUUCCARGCAGCAAAAGAUUGUGGAAUCACUCUAUUAAGCAUUUCACACCGACCUUCGUUAUGGAAAUAUCACACUCAUUUGUUACAAUUUGACGGAGAAGGUGGAUGGAAAUGGGAAGAACUUGAUACAGCCACUAGACUUAGUCUCAAUGAAGAAAAGCAAAGACUAGAAUCUCAACUAGCCGGUGUACCUGCAAUGCAACGAAGGCUUAAAGACCUUUGUUCCUUGUUGGGUGACGACUCUGUUUUAUGUAAAUGAACAAUAAUAUUCUUAUACGGACACUGAUAUCUAAGUCAUCAUUUUCAAAGACACAAAUAGUUACUUAACUUGCUAAACUACUUGGAUUGUAUAAUGGUGACAUUUUAGUGACASGAUUUUAUCAGAUUCAAAGAUAUGUAUUAUCAUUUUCAAACUUUUUUAGAUUACUAUAUUCAUACUAUUAUUAUUAUUACUUUAUAAUUCAAAUAAUUUAUUGGAURUACUUGUGUACAUGUACUUGUGCUCUUGUUGAGAAUUUUAUUAUUAUCAUUAUCUCUUUCAUCAUCAUAAACAAUAUUAUGCCUGACUCAUAGCAAUCACUAUCAAUAGCUUUCUACCAUAAGCACUAGAAAAAUUCUGGAAUUUUCAGUGAAAUGGAAUUGAAAUAAAAGAAAAUAGAUUUAACUACAGACURCAUCA